AUGAAGCUAGUAGUAGAAGUAAUAGAUGCUCAUGAUCUUAUGCCCAAAGAUGGUGAAGGAUCAGCCAGUCCAUUUGUAGAAGUUGAUUUCCAAAACCAGAUUAGCCGAACCGAAACUAUCCCAAAGAAUCUCAACCCCAUUUGGAACCAGAAACUUGUCUAUAAUUUCGACAAAACCAGAAACUACCGCCACCAUUUUAUUGAGGUCUCUGUUUACAACGAAAGGAGACCGAUUCCAGGCAGAAACUUUCUUGGAAGGGUCAGAAUUCCUUGCUCAAAUAUUGUUAGGAAAGGAGAGGAAGUUUAUCAAAGUUUUCAGCUACAAAACAAAUCCAUUUUUACGUUCGUCAAAGGUGAAAUUGGCCUAAAAAUCUAUAUCUCCCCAGAAUCCAAGCCAAAAUUUGUGUCGCCUAUUUUACAGUCAUCACCAGCACAUACUAAUCCUCCUAAACUAGCCAUUUCUGAAAAUACACACCAUACUGAUUCACCUCUUGCUCUUUCUCCUACUCAAGCAUCUACUGUAAAAACUGUCAAAGCUAAACAAGUAACCGAUAACUGUGCAGUUUCCUCACUUGAAUCUCAAAGUAAUAAAACUAAAUCAGGUAACGAUUCUCAAGUUCAGGAGCCCAAGGUUGUGAUCGAAGACCUUGACGAAAUUAGAGCAGAAACUAUUCAUCACGUUCAAAAACAUCAAGUUAUGCAGCAACCGCGUCUCUCACUGAGGAGGAGACCAGAAGGUAUCCAAUCAACAAUGCAGCGUCCAGUUAAUCCACAACCUCAUCCAAGUCCUCAAGACGAGUAUGAGGUGAAAGAGGCAAGUCCCCAGCUAGGUGAGCAAUGGACGAAUGGUGGAGCUUAUGGUGGAAGAGGCUUGAUAAAUGGUGAAAGAACAACAAGCACAUACGACCUUGUUGAGCAAAUGUUUUAUCUUUAUGUUCGAGUAGUUAAGGCCAAAGAUCUUCCACCUAGCCCUGUCACUGGAAGCUGUGAUCCUUAUGUUGAAGUGAAACUUGGUAACUAUAAAGGAAGAACAAAAAGUUUAGAAAGGAAGACGAAUCCUGAAUGGAACCAAGUGUACGCAUUUUCUAAGGAGCGUAUCCAAUCAUCAGUAUUAGAAGUUUUCGUGAAGGACAAAGAGACGGUGGGAAGAGAUGAUUACUUUGGAAGGGUGGUUUUCGACCUGAAUGAGGUUCCAACAAGGGUUCCACCUGAUAGCCCCUUGGCUCCUCAAUGGUACAGACUGGAGGAUCGACGUGGGGAACGGAAGGUGAGGGGAGAUAUUAUGAUUGCAGUUUGGAUAGGAACUCAAGCUGAUGAAGCAUUUACAGAUUCUUGGCAUGCUGAUGCUGCUUCUGUCCAUGGAGAGGGAGUUUUCAACAUCAGGUCCAAGGUUUAUGUCUCACCAAAACUUUGGUAUCUAAGAGUAAAUGUGAUUGAAGCUCAGGACGUAAUUCCUAACGACAGAAGCCGUCUCCCAGAAGUAUUUGUGAAAGUCCAGGUGGGAAAUCAAGUGCUCAGAACUGGUAUAUGCCCAACUCGAACUGCAAACCCAAAGUGGAAUGAAGAUUUAGUUUUUGUAGCUGCCGAGCCAUUUGAGGAGCAGCUUGUACUAACCAUUGAGGAUCAGGUUCACCCUUCAAAAGACGAUGUGUUGGGAUCAAUAGCUCUACCUCUUUUUACUUUUGAAAAGCGACUAGACCACCGACCGGUGCAUUCUCGCUGGUUCAACCUUGAAAAGUAUGGGUUCGGUGUCCUGGAAGCUGAUAGGAGGCAAGAGCUCAAAUUUUCAAGCAGAAUACACUUGAGGGUUUGUCUUGAAGGUGGAUAUCAUGUACUGGAUGAAUCAACGUUGUACAUAAGCGAUCAACGCCCAACAGCAAAGCAGCUUUGGAAGCCACCAGUGGGAAUACUAGAAGUAGGAAUAUUAGGUGCACAAGGGCUUCUCCCUAUGAAGAUGAAGGAUGGCAGAGGAACUACAGAUGCUUACUGUGUGGCCAAAUAUGGCCAGAAAUGGGUUCGAACACGAACUAUUCUCGACAAUUUCAGUCCCAAAUGGAAUGAACAGUACACUUGGGAAGUCUAUGAUCCAUGUACAGUCAUAUCAUUGGGGGUCUUCGACAAUUGCCACUUAGGAAGCGGCAAGCUUGGAGCUGGUGGAUCACGAGAUUCACGGAUUGGGAAGGUACGCAUAAGACUAUCAACCCUGGAAGCUCACCAAAUCUAUACAAAUUCUUAUCCUCUUCUUGUAUUGCACCCAUCAGGGGUUAAGAAAAUGGGUGAGCUCAAACUUGCAAUUAGAUUUACUAGCUUGUCCCUGGCUAAUAUGAUACAUGUUUACGGGCACCCAUUAUUGCCCAAGAUGCAUUAUUUACAUCCUUUCACAGUGAAUCAAAUAGAUAACUUGAGAUACCAGGCUAUGAAUAUUGUUGCUGUGAGGCUUGGUCGAGCAGAACCUCCAUUGAGAAAAGAGGUGGUGGAGUACAUGCUGGAUGUCGAUUCCCAUAUGUGGAGUAUGAGAAGAAGCAAGGCUAACUUCUUCCGAAUCAUGUCACUUCUCUCCGGUAUGAUAUCUAUGAAUCGAUGGUUUACCGAUGUUUGUCACUGGAAGAACCCGAUCACAUCAGUUUUAGUCCAUAUUCUAUUUCUGAUAUUGAUCUGGUACCCCGAGUUGAUACUCCCAACGGUCUGUCUCUACAUGUUCCUCAUAGGACUAUGGAACUAUAGGUAUCGACCGAGGCACCCAUCUCAUAUGGACACAAAGCUUUCCUGGGCAGAAGCAGUGCACCCUGAUGAGCUUGAUGAGGAAUUUGACACAUUCCCCACCUCUAGGCCACAUGAUGCUGUUCGAAUGAGGUAUGAUAGGCUAAGAAGUGUAGCAGGCAGAAUUCAGACAGUAGUGGGAGACAUAGCCACACAGGGGGAGAGAUUUCAGUGUCUUCUUAGCUGGAGAGACCCCAGGGCAACAAGCCUAUUCAUUCUAUUCUGUCUUUGUGCAUCGGUGGUUCUUUAUGCGACUCCAUUUCGAGUUGUGGCUUUAGCUUCUGGAUUGUAUAUGCUGCGGCACCCCAGGUUUAGGAGCAAGUUACCAUCUGUUCCCAGCAAUUUCUUCAAGAGAUUGCCAGCUCGAACAGAUAGUAUGCUCUGA
Messenger RNA from Fraxinus pennsylvanica, 3144 nucleotides. The record is from the annotation of a GenBank genome assembly. NCBI's taxonomy places the organism in Eukaryota, Viridiplantae, Streptophyta, Magnoliopsida, Lamiales, Oleaceae.